AGGGUAAAGGGUCUUGGUCGGCUCUUAUGAUCUCUCCGAGUAUUUUAGAUGUCCUAAUUAUCAGCUCUCAUACUCGGCUGUCUGGGAAUCGUUCCAGUUAGUGAUGCACUUUCCACUUGAAAUUACUUCAAAAAACGUUAGGCAUGUCGGCGGUACAUUGUACAAGCAUUGUCAGACGACCAUCCAGAACCCGCAGCGUGCUGGAACGGCAAAUAAUUGUGUCUGUCACACUUGGUAUGUGCGUGCAAAUGAGCCGGAGCUAGGAACACAGCCUUGAAGGCGGACAAGUGCAACGGGUGCAUUUGUGUCAAGAACAUGAGUAGCAACACAGAUGCAGAUGCGAUGAAAGAUGCACCACUACCGUGCAGAAGACCUAAACUCCUGCCUCGACUGCUUCAUUCAGCGGACCCGUCCAGGUGUGUGUACUAUCGUGACUAAACUCUGAGCAUCACCCACUCCAAGUGGCAGCAGAUCAUAGCGCGGUAUAAGCCAUUCAUGUGUUAUACUCUUAAGGGGAUCACCACUUGGCACGGGUUAAACACACUCCAGACUCGGAUUAACCUUCUUGCUAGCAAACGCAUAACAAACCCAGGGAGCACAUCACUCGCCGUUUAACGUGUAUAUCUAAGGCGCUGUGCUAAAGGACAGUGCGUGAGUGAAGAGAGGAUAAUGAAGUGAACCCUGUCGACCCGAUGACACUUGGACGAAAACCAAUCAGAUUGGCGGACAUUCUGUGUUUAUGAAAGAGCGAAAUCCGUACGGCCGACCCCCACUUGCCAGACCAUUUAAGACUCUUUAGAGGAACAGCAUCAGUACUAGAGAUGUACACUACACUGAUAAUACUCAGCCUGCUAGGAGUUCAGCUAGCGGGGACGAUAGGCCUCUGGGGAGCCUAUGAGACGCCUUUUGAACUAAACCCCAAGACCAAUCCGAACGCAGUGUGCAAGAGAAUUAUCGGGACCGACUUCUGCAACUCUCGUCCAGGGAUUGUCUCUAAAGUGCUGGAGGGGAUAGCAUCCUCGGUGGAGGAAUGCCAAAACCGAUUCCGUAACAGAAAGUGGAACUGUACCACUCAGAAACGGUCGCUUCGUAAGAUACUGCAGCACGACUAUCGCGAGACCGCGUUUGUGUUUGCGAUUACUUCAGCGGGAAUUACGUUCACUGUGAGCAAGGCUUGCUCGCUCGGCGAGCUCCAAGGAUGUGGCUGUAACGCGCGAAAGGGCCUGGAUAUCUCAUCCUCCAAUUUGGUGCCCCAAGGCCGAGACGAACUACAAUACGAGAAACGCUCCCUUCACGAAAAUGCAAUGGGUCUCGACGAAGCUGAACGGCACGACUUCGAGCGUCGAGGGUGUCAACACGUCUAUACUCAGUUCGGUUUCGACACGGCAAAACAGUUUAUGGAUCCGAUGGGGAGUAGGGACGCUAAAGCACUUAUUUCCCGACACAACAAUAAAGCCGGAAGGCUGGCAGUCAAGAAUCAUAUGGAAAAGAAAUGUCGUUGUCAUGGUCUGUCUCAGACAUGUCAGAUGAAGACCUGCUGGUGGGAGCUUCCCGCUUUUCGCAGCGUCAGCGACCGCAUCAAGACACACUUUGACGGCGCUGUCAAGGUCUAUGUGGACAAUAAAGGCGAACGUAUCAUUGCUGAAGAGAGUACAGUGAAGCCGCCUACAGAAGAGGACCUUGUGUAUACCACAAGGUCACCAGACUUUUGCAACAGUGAGUACCGUACGGGCUCUCUUGGCACUAGAGGGAGGACAUGCAAUGAGACGAGCCAAGGGACUGGGGGCUGUGAGCUCCUGUGCUGCGGCAGAGGCUACGAGAGAACUGUUAUCAACGAGGAAGUGAAUUGCAGGUGCAGGUUUCACUGGUGUUGUGAAGUAAGAUGUAAAAAGUGUAAAAAAGAACGAGUUGUGUUCACUUGUAAAUAAAGAGCUGGAAGAAAAUCGCCGGUAAGAUGGUAACCGUAGCCAGAGGGAAAAACCUCCGGUUUAAACCAAUAAAUAUUUGGCUUUAAAUCGGAGAUACCGAAGAACAAUGAAAUGAGGUUUAAUUCAUGUUGGUUCUGGACUGCUCUGGAGGUGCCAAGGCGGUGCCAAGUCGCCAAGUCGAACCUUACAGUACACCAUUCUUCGGCGGGAGACAAGAAAGGCAUCUAUUGAGAUGCAAAGCUCCAAACAAAAAGCCCACUCGCUUUGAAUCUCUGUUAAGUACAACAGAUGAAUAGGGCUUAUCGCUCAAUAGGACUUUAUAGCUCCGCGCACCAAGGUUUAUGAUAAACAAUAAGGAUCGAACAGCAGGACGCGCUCUGCAUGACGGGUACAAAGCCAAAACAUCGACACUUCAUCCGUAAAGAUAGGAUAUUAUAUUAUCGACCGCCCGCGGGCUUCGCAAUUGCGGAGCAUUUAACGAGUCCGUUAAGUCGCUAUCCGUUUUAAACGAUUCGCCGUAGUCAACCUACUGCAUCUGGACGAGUUGACCCGAAAAGAACGCUUUGCACGAUUUGCUUCUCGCAUUGGCAUCAUUGAUCGUAAAAGCGAGCAACAGGACCCAUGUGCGUGUGUCGAAGGCUGGUUUUAAUAUCGUGAAACAACGGGGUCUUUGAGACAUCCUGCAUGGCGUCCCGUCAGGCCGAAAAAAAACAAGUCAUUCAUGUUAUGAGUUGCUCAUUUUGUUCGCGAAGAUUAACAAUGAAGCCACUUAAUUAAACUACACCAAGCGAGGAUUGACAAAAAUAGGACGUUUUGAGGACAGGACUCGAGUCGCUUUGAGGUCUCUAGAACCGAUAACUGGUGUAUUUGUACCAAGGCCUGUGCUCUUAAAACCACAGGGAAUGUGGGCGAGGAACUGUUGCGACAAUGAUUGACAAAAAUAUACAUAAGUACUCACUAAGAAAUAUUCGAGACUUUUACGGAAUUCGUUCAACUAUGCAGGAAUCUCUACAGAAAAGAUAAUAAUAAAUAUCUCUUAUGACCCUCAGUGGGCCAUGAAGGGAUUGUUAUGGCAAAAGCCAAGGAUACUUAUACAUUUCCGAAAAUCAAAGACAAAUGAACCAGCGAGAAAUAAUUAUUACUCUUAAAAUUUAAAAGAGUAAAGCUCAGUUGUUGCUUUUUUGAAUAAAAGGCUAUUACAGGCCAAUGGUGGUACAAUGGUAGGCCAAUUCAUAGCCUCCACCGCAUCAAGGGUUGAGAUAGUUAGGCGAUAUUACAGUGCCAAAAACCGAUCUUAAACGGAAACAAAAGCGCGGGGGCUGAUUUCCACAGCGUUUAGUGUAAUAAAGAGAUCAUGGUCCUAAGCAAUUUCCUAGUACAAGAUUGUUUGAAUAUAAUAAAGAAAUGCAAACAA
This is a messenger RNA of Nematostella vectensis (starlet sea anemone), 3342 nucleotides long. RefSeq names its product protein Wnt-6. Gene Ontology annotation, biological process: canonical Wnt signaling pathway; neuron differentiation; multicellular organism development. Gene Ontology annotation, cellular component: extracellular region. Gene Ontology annotation, molecular function: cytokine activity; frizzled binding. The record is from RefSeq and is a predicted model, not a curated record. Bases 822 to 1928 code for a protein of 368 amino acids. The transcript has 4 exons. NCBI's taxonomy places the organism in Eukaryota, Metazoa, Cnidaria, Anthozoa, Actiniaria, Edwardsiidae.